UAACAUAUAAAUAUAGAAAGGUUUUGGUAAUAAUUAAUAAAAUAUAUGUUCAAUAUUUUUAGUGACUUUUGUCUUUGUGACCUUCAGAUUCAGUUGCAGCGUGUUCCUCCACCAAUGCCAGCUGCUUCGAAGGUCCCAAUCAAGUGUCACAAACAAAUCACAACCAUCCACAAAUACGACUUCUCGAGACACCAAGAGAAGCUCAAACAGAAACUCUUCUGCAUACUGGGUACUGGACUCCCCUUCGUGCUUGCCAAGAAGAAGGCUUCCAUUUCGAGCAACAAGAAAAUCAGCAAGAGAAGAACCAGGUUUACAGGAGUGACCAAGAACUCGUUGAACUAUCAGACCCUGAUUGUGGUUGGAGGCAAGAAGACCUACGUGGGCAGCUACCCUCUCGAAGUCGAUGCGGCCAUCACCUUCGACUUCUACUCGAUGAUGCUGCACAAUGACAUGGCUCCGACCAACUUUUCGUGGAGAGCCGAAGACGUCUUUGAAAUGCUGGAGAGCUUCAACCAGAACGAAGGAGUGUUCGAGGCUUCUCUGUUCAGACACAAAGUAUUCUAAUUCUUUUAACAAUUCUCAAUAAA
Moneuplotes crassus is the source of this 587-nucleotide messenger RNA. NCBI's taxonomy places the organism in Eukaryota, Ciliophora, Spirotrichea, Euplotida, Euplotidae. The record is from the annotation of a GenBank genome assembly.